AUGUUUCAGAAAGAGCAGGGGUGGAAGUUACCUCUGAAUGAACUUGAACUAGGAACUAAGGAGUUGGAUUGUCUCAGUAAUGAUAAAGUUUACUGGCCUGAGGAUAACAAGUGUUAUGAUCUUCUUUCCUCUGGUCCUUGUUCCAGUGGAGAAUGGCUUGUUCUAGAUGUUGAAGUUAGGGAUGGAGAUUGUCAGUGCAAAGUUGCAUUAGCGGCUGCACAGGAUGGGAUAUGUGAGCCAGGGGAGCAGUUGCUCUUGGACCCGUUCGGAUUUGGAGUUUGUGGUUGCAUUACGUCUCCUCCACAUGCCACAUGGCCUAACGAUGGAAAAUGCUAUCCUCUGUACACACGGGGACCAUGUGAUGAAGGAUACCAGCUUACCAUGAGUCCUAGUAGACUAGAGCCCUCAUGCAGUCCUUCAUUAUGUGGGGACGAAAGAUCAGUGUUAUAUGAGGAUGGAGAAUGUUAUUUCUUGGGAACCAAGGGACCCUGCGCUGAAGUUGAAAUAUUAUCUAUACACGAGGAAACCUUCCAACCAUACUGCAAAAUUGUUUUAUCACAGGUGAAAAGAGUGUUUGAUAUGCUUCCCGGGGGGUUUAUCAAGAACGGUCCCAUAUCUAUAAAUUUAAAGGCAAGAAAUUGCCAAUUGAAUACCGAUGGUAAAUGCAAAGAUGCAUUUGUACCAGCACAGCAAAUAUCUAGAAAAAGUCCGAACAGACCAGCUAUACGCCAACGAGCUUCAAAAAGUUAUAUUGGUUGGCUACAGAGCUUCAGAACAACAUAAUGUAUAUUUUUAAUUGAAUAAAUUUUAAAAUAAAAUUC
This is a messenger RNA of Eurytemora carolleeae, 821 nucleotides long. RefSeq lists its product as uncharacterized. Bases 1 to 783 code for a protein of 260 amino acids. The record is from RefSeq and is a predicted model, not a curated record. Lineage: Eukaryota; Metazoa; Arthropoda; Copepoda; Calanoida; Temoridae. The transcript has 10 exons.